AUGAAGAAGAUAUUAGUUAACUUUUUUGAUGCAGAUGUUUCAUUUUCUGCUGGUUACAAUUUCUUCUCCAUUUCCAAUCUGAAAAUCGAAAAUAACAUUGGUAGGCUUACGUGCAAGUACGUUUCAGUUAAUUUGUUCGACAGAAAACUUUUGAUUUUUUCACAAGUUGAAACUAACUUUGAUUACGAAGUUAUCCGGAAAGCAUUUAACAUUAUUCAACGCGCAAUAAUACAUAAAGACUCUGGAUUAUCAUUUUUCUACAAUUGGAGUGUUAUUAUCAACGGAAUGACGAUUAAAGGCGAACGCAAGCUUGAAAUUACUAAAGCAGCAUUCAAACUCUCUUCUUCUAAAUUUGAUUUCCAAAUCGAGAACUUUAAUUACGAAGAUGAACAGCUUUUCCUCAAAAUUCCAAAAUUAUCUCAAGCAUUCCAUUAUUUUGGCCAUAUCCCAAAGCUAAUAUCAUUCUUACGUCCCAAAGUUGAAGUAAUAAUCAACAAAAAUGUAAUUCAAGCAAAAGUUUAUUCAUUAAAAGCUUAUUCACAGAAAUCUCCCAUUUGGAGGUUCACAUCCGACGAAUGCGAUGCAGAGAUUACAUUUCGACAAAAAGAAACCAUCGGUACCUCAACAAAUACCUCAAUAACUUUUUCAUUUCCUCUUAAUUUGAAUAUUUCUCUUGUUGAGAGUAAUUUUAUUAUGACAAUCCCUUGUCUUCUUGGAACAUCAGGUAACAGCAUCCUCGACAUGAAGAUUACUGCUUUAGAAUUGAAAACAGGAAUAAUAAGUGCGAAAACCUUUGAUGUUACGAUACAUACAUCGAUAUUACCAAUGAUAAUUCAUCCAAUACUAUUCGACAACACUAAAUUUUCGUUCGAAGACUUUAAUGUCAAAGCAGAAUUAAAUCAAAAUUCAUUUUUCAAGAUAAUUUCGAAGAAUUAUGAACAAUGCCAGCGUACAUUCAAGUCAACUAAGACUCAGCUUGAGUUUGAUCUAUCUCAUAGCCGCCCAUUGUUUGUAGAAGUUGAAGAUAUAAAUUUAGAUAUGCACCAGCUUAUUCAAAUGAACACUUUCCAUCUCAAAUACGCAUUCUUGACCGAUAUAAUGGAAGUUCUCAAGCUUAUUAAUAACUCAAGUUACUUUUCUAAUAAUUAUAAAAUUAUUACUAAAAAAGGAACAGUUGAGAACGUUUCCAUAUUGAAUGCCACCUCUAUCUCAGACGCUACGAUCAACGUAAACAAGAAACCGAACGCUACAAUCGAGAGAUCUCGAAAUAUGGUCGACUCCAUCUUCCCAGGGGCCAUCAAUAUCAGCCACGUGGUCGGUGUUCAGGAAUAUUCUAUAACAUGUAAAGCCGGUGAAUUGGUGUCUUCUACGAUAGAUGUGGCCGAUUUCGAAAUUGAGGGUAUGGUCUAUCUUUUGUUGCUGGCAGGAGAGAUCAAACAACUUGAAUUUUGCGGUAUGAUUGAUAUUAUCGCAAAAUCUGCCCACGUUUCCAUGAAAAAUGUCCAAAUUCCUCCACUUUGGAUGAUUUCAAUGGACAUUGGAGAGGCAGGAAUACUCCUAGGCAAAGAAGCAAUCACGGCUUAUAACGUAAUCGGCGAUUUAACUGAUUUUAAGUUCGAAACAAUUUCGACAUCUCAAGGAAUUGUUGGAAAAAUCGGAAAUGUCAUACCUCAGAAGGAUGGCCGUGCAAAGAUAUCUUUGGAAGAACUGAAUAAUAACGGUUUUGUACUAAAAGUCGUGAAUUUAUUCUUCCAAAACCAAAAGCCAACGAAAAUAUCGGCAGAAGAGGUCACAUUCGGUAAUUGUGUAGCAAGAGAUUAUAGAUACGACUUCAUUCGUAAUGAAAUGAAGUCUUCUUUCGUUAAUCUUGAUUUAGAUCACAUGAAAGUCGAUUUCGCAUCAUCAUACUUCUCUUACGCAUCCAUUGACCAACUGAAUGUUGGUAAUUACUCGUUAACCAGCGUAGAGAUCGUUGUUUCGACCAGUUUCAAAAUUAAUGCGAAAUCUUUUUCAUGUAUCAGCCGUCCUGGACUUACAAUCAACGCAGAAAACAUUGGUGUUGAUGUAACAGACGUAAUUGAUAUAACAUCUACUAAUGUUGAUGUUCAAUUAUGGAUGAAAUUCGAUUUUCAUCAAAUCUUUAAUUUAAUUCAAGGAAAAUCCAUUUGUUUGAACUUGGAUAAGAUCUCAAUCAAGUUUACAGACGGAAGAAUGCCUGUUAACCUUGCUGAAUUGAAGAGAUUCAUCUUUUCUUUCACAAAUACGAAAUCUGAAAAUAAUUUCACAACUUGUGGAAGAUUUACAGCAGAAUCAUUUGAUUUUUAUGAUAUAAUAGUCGAACCAAGACUCAUUAUGUACAUUUCUCCUUGCGAAAACUGUAUUUCUUUCUUAAUUUCGAUAUCCAACUACAAAACAAUCGAAAAAUGUUCAUUAAAGAUCGUGGAUUGUUAUAUAAACUCCAAGAAAGAUGAUAUCGCAAGAAUGUCCAGUGUUUUCUCUCCAAUUAUCCCUGAAUUAUCUAAUUCACCUCCAAUUUUCUCUGAAAUCCUUUCAAUUGAAGAACUAGACAUCGGAGGAUUCCCUCUUUCACUCAGUUAUCUUGAUAAUACAUCUUAUUUGUUCGGAUCAGAAAGAAUUUUCCAAUUUGCCAUGCCGCCGAUGAUUAUUAACAAGAGGACAAUGUCAUUUGGUGGUCUUAUUUACUAUGUGUUGAUGGAAAGAAAGAGACAGAUUGUUUCAAUGACAGAAAACACGAUUCAAAAGGAAAGUGACAACAAAGAUCAGAAUAACUCAUCAGGAAAGAACAAAUCAGGUGGAAAGAAGUAA
Molecule: messenger RNA, 2826 nt
Organism: Trichomonas vaginalis G3
Lineage: Eukaryota; Parabasalia; Trichomonadida; Trichomonadidae
Exons: 1
Coding region: 1-2826 (941 amino acids)
Source: RefSeq, a predicted model, not a curated record